UUUAACUUGUUGCAUAUAACUUUUCUGUUAAUAAUGUAUGUAUCAUAUAAUAAUUAUAUUCUAUGAAUUUAUAAUAUUACUAGCUGAUCCCGUGUACUUCAAUGCCUGUUGAAAAUGCCAAAUCUAUACAUGCGAUUCGCUUGUUAUAAUGCGAGCAAUAUAUUAUGAGUCAAACGACAACAACAACUUUGGUGCCAUUGUAAUAAUAUUAUCAAGUGUCAACAAUACCGAUAACAGCGGAACCCGGCGGACAACAACAAGAACAACAUCAGUCAACAGUGUAUUAUUCGUUCCCCGUAUCUCCAUCAGCCGCCGCCGCAUACCGGUCACCGUCGACGCGUCCUAGUCGUCGGCGUCGCUCCAAACGCCGCGCAGUCGCCUUCCGCCGCACUCGUCCUGACGGCACGUCAAUCAAUACUCCACACAGUACGACACGUACGCCGCCCCCAAGACGCCGCUACGCACGGAAAUACGAAAUUAUUCUCUGCGCAUUAUUCAGGUGAACACCCGCAUCCACAUUCGUCGUCGUCGCGGGUGUGUGCCCGGGGCCGCUAGAGAGGAUCAGCAACAGAUUGCGGUGCGAGAGUGCGACGGCCGUCGUCGUCGUCAUGGGUUCGUACCUGAACAAACCGAAAACCGACAAGGACUCCGAGGACAUGGAAAACGACCGGCUCAUGUGCGGCGUCAGUUCGAUGCAGGGCUGGCGCGAGAAACAGGAGGACGCCCACGUCUGUUUAGUGGACUUCGACAAUGACAUGUCGCUUUUUGGAGUCUUCGACGGGCACGGUGGCGCUGAAGUGGCACAGUAUGCUGUUGAGAUGUUGCCUUCACUGAUCAAAAACGAACUGUUCAAACAAGGCGAUUACGAAAAUGCACUGAUCAAGGCUUACUUGGAUUUCGACGACAGUCUAAUUGCACCGUCAGUUUUGAGGAGGCUGAGAACUCUUCGAUUGAAAAACGGAAAAACAGAAGAAAGUGAUAAUGCCGAUGUUGAUGAUGAAAAACUUGUUGAAACGGAAUUGGCUGGAAAAGACAGUGGUUGUACAGCAGUUGUAGCUUUAUUAGUGAAAAAUAAGCUAUAUGUGGCUAAUGCUGGAGACUCCAGAUGUGUGGUAUCUAUUGCUGGCAAAGCUCAUGCCAUGUCAACAGAUCACAAGCCUAGGGAUAAAUCCGAGUUGAAAAGAAUUCUUGCAGCCGGUGGGAGAGUUUCAAGUGAUGGACGAAUUAACCAUGGUCUUAAUAUGUCACGAGCCUUAGGUGAUCAUAUGUACAAGACAAAUAGUUUAUUUACAAAUAUGGAACAAAUGAUAACUGCUUUACCUGAUGUACAAAUCAUAGACUUGAAACCAGAAAAUGGUGAUUUUAUAGUUUUAGCGUGUGAUGGUAUUUGGAACUCGUUAUGCAGUCAGAAAGCUAUUGAUUUCAUAUCAAAUCGUAUCCAUUGUCCAGAUGUCAAAUUAUCAUUAAUUUGUGAAGAAUUAUUUGAAGUAUGUUUGGCGCCUGAUACACCAAAUGCUGGAGUUGGCUGUGAUAACAUGACUUGUAUCAUUGUGAAGUUCAAACAUCAACAGAAAAGUUCACUUACAGAUGAUGUAGUAGAAGAAUCUGAUCUCGUUACUAAACGUUCACUUACAGAUGAUGUAGAAGAAGAAUCUGAUCUCGUUACUGACUGUAAGAAACCUAAAUUGGAUGUGACAGCACCUGAAUCAGUAGAGUAAAUAUUGCUUUUCACCAUCAACUUUUAUGUGUCACACAAUUUUUUUUUGGAUGAUAAGAUUAGUGUAGACAAAUUAAAUUGUAUUUUUCAUUAUUUAAAAUUCAAAAAAAUAUUUCAUUAUAAUUUAAUUUAAGUAGCUAAUGUAUUACUUUUAUUUAAUUUAUUUACCAUAUUAUAUUAUAUUAUGAAGAUGCUAUGCCCGUAUGUUGUGCUGUUUCUGUUACUCUAAUAUUAAACAUUUUUUACAAAAUGUGUUUUGUUGUUGUACAUCUGUAAGACGGGGUCAACUCGUACUGUUAUUAACUAAAAGAAUAUUACCUAUUGAUUAGA
This is a messenger RNA of Myzus persicae (green peach aphid), 2047 nucleotides long. Its product is annotated as probable protein phosphatase CG10417. The coding region runs from base 609 to 1718 and encodes 369 amino acids. The record is from RefSeq and is a predicted model, not a curated record. Lineage: Eukaryota; Metazoa; Arthropoda; Insecta; Hemiptera; Aphididae. Gene Ontology annotation, molecular function: protein serine/threonine phosphatase activity; cation binding. The transcript has 8 exons. Gene Ontology annotation, biological process: protein dephosphorylation.